UUAACAUGCGUUUUAUUGCCAUGUUUAUCACUGCAGUUUGCGUGGAUUCAACUCAGUACAUUUUAAUUAUACUUUACAGAAGAGCUUUAAAGAUGUGUACGAGAGGGAAAUUACACCAAGAUAAAAAAAAUCUGGGGUUUUCAACACCGGAUUGAAGCUAACCUGUGAACAGGCUCCCGGCGAGGACGGAAAAAAAUUUCGCUAGAUCGGCGAGCGCGAAACAGAACAAUUCGGAGAGCAAAGCGAUCGUGGGAGCCUGUUCGCAGGCUAGAUUGAAGCUAGUGGUGAAUGAUUCUUAACAUAAUAAAUGAUGGCACACAUCACGCUUUUUGUUUCAUUUCUCACUGUAAACCAUUGCGCGCCUAAAUAUGGCACUGUUUUAAAGACCGAAGUAUCGCGUUCCUUCAAAGAAUUUCAGUCAUAAAAACUCAUUUUUGCGGAUUUUCCUGUAUUUCAUUUAAACAACAAAACAGUCCACAUUGAUACCAAGAGUUUGUUGCUUCCCAUUUUAUUCCUCGAGCGUCGACAUUUUGAGAGGAAAACGAGAUAAAAAGACCGUGUUGUUAUUGUUCUUCAUUGUCGAAAGUGACAUGAAAACUGGCUACAUAUAUAUAAGUCUAUUGACUGGGUGUCCUGUGCGAUACGGAUCAUUGAUAUUCACCAGUUGCAAAUUUAUAAGCAAUCAUUUAUAAUAUAUGCAGAACUAGUAAAGCAAACUCACGCAAUCAAAGUCUCAUUUGCAUCUGAAGUGGAAUUGUACUGAAUACGUUCUUGUUUGACUAAUAUUUUUAUUCAUCUCUCGCCCUGAGACAUGGCACCAGUUGAAGGCAACGAAGGUGAAGAACUGGUCGAUGGAAAUGACAAUGGUACACCAGCAAAAGACGACAGCGAGCGAGUCAUUACAGUCGUGGCGUUUUUCUCGUUCGGGUUUAUCUUGUAUUCGGUUUACUCGCUGCUGAUAGCUGCCGCUGAAGAUAUCUUGAGGGGCAGUGAUAUUCCAACCUCGGCUGUUAUUUCAUGUAUUAUCGGACCGUAUGUGUUGAUAACUCUCGUGUCGCCUUAUUUUGUUCAGAAGAUCCCGUACCUGCCUCGCAUUAUCGUGGUGUUUGUCUUGUACGAAGUUGGCUUGUUCUGUUUGGUUUACGUGUCGCGUGUUGAGACGAAGCUGCUUUCUGUGUGCUUGGUGUCUCUCGCGUUCGGUGUGGGAGAGAUGUCGAGCAUAGCCAUGACAUCGUUCUAUAAUAAAGUUAUUGUCGGAGUGUUUUCAGCUGGGACUGGUGUCGGAUUCAUUACAGCUCCUCUUUAUUACACAGCCAUGACAACGUGGUUUUGUGUGUCCUCCGAGACUACAACAGUGACAGUAGCUGGGCUUGUUGUUCUUUAUUUGAUAUUCUACUGGCUGAUGGAGAGAAAGCACAGCAAACCAACAACAAGAAAACCAGGACAGUUACCCUUCGACUAUGUACAAUACGAAACAGUUGACCAAACCAAAAGUACAGAGAAUAAACAAGACGAACCCUCCCCACCCCUGCUGACAACAGCACAGAAGCUACAAGCCAUAAAACAGAUUCUUCCAACAAUCCUUUGCGUGGUGAUUUCGUGGAUGUCCGAGUUCUUAGUCACCCAAGGUGUUAUCACGACGUACGCAUUUCCAAACUCACCCUUCCCCCCUCGGGAUCAUUACCAGUACUACAUUACGUUAUUUCUCUUGGGAGAAUUCAUCGGUAGAUCAUACCUCGCUUUCGUUUCGUUGAUCAAACAAGAAUUCCUUCCCAAAGUCAUGAUUCGAAAGUUAUGGCUCUUGACUGUGAUAGAAGUUAGUAUUCUUGUGUUCUGUCUUUUUGCCGCCUGGUACCGUUUCCUUCCCAGUGUAACAAUACUGCUGUUUAUUUCAUUCUUGGCUGGUCUCAUCAUCGGAAUUAUGUACGCUAAUGUGCUGCAGGUGUUUACUAAUUCGUACGAGUUCCCCCUGCGGGAAUUUGUUCUGGGGUUUGUAGCUGUAGCCACGGGCAUGGGGAUUUUAAUCGCUGGCUUGCUUGGACUCGUAGUGGAACCUUCCUUCCGACGGCACUGCCUCACAAUAACUGAUCUGUCGGAGUAUUGUUUCACAAGAACAGAUCCAAAUAAACUCUCUAAUAUCACUUCCUUAUGCUCUCAGUAAUUGGUGGGUUUGUGACGGAUUGAAUUUAAUUGAAUUCUUGGAUAACGAUGAUAAACCGUAGGCCCCGUCUUAAAACUCUUCAUAAUUAAUUCUGUGGGACGUAAAAGAACCCACACAUUGAUCGAAAAGAGUAGGGGGACGUAGUUCCCGGUGUGGUGGUCUAUCCUUCAUCUGAUAGUUAAAUGCUCGGAGAUAUUACCUGCAUACUCUGAAAUCCGAGGGUAAAUACAGUAAUGUAUGUAUGUAUGUAUUUGGCUAUCUUAUUUCCAAGUUUGUAAAUAGAAUUGUUUGUUCCACUCUACUGAAAUAAAAAGACUUUCACAUUUAAUUAGUUUGAAAAUCUUUGCAGUGUUGCCUGAAUCAGAGGAAACUUCUAGAUAGUCCAAACCUACUUAUUACGAAAACAAGUCACAACUUUUCUGUCGAAAUCAACUUAUUUGUAAAAUAUAAACGCUACCGUUCAGGAAUGGGGUUGGGGCGCGGGUUAUCAUUAGAGUAUUGGUUCAAAUACAACCAAUGAACAUACGAAAAUUGCGUUGACUGAUCGCCUGACUGACUGACCGACUUCCGUCAGCUGACAAACGGACUGACCGGGUGACUGUCCGACUGUGUUACUGGCACUUGUCUGAAUAAAUGACUCACUGAGCAUCGGACCAUCUGAUUGAAUGGCCGAGAGUAACUCAAUGAAUAACUGUUUGACCGACUGACUGACUGACCGACCAACCGACGACUUACCGGCCGAACGAUUUACUUACUGAUUCUCUGAGUGACUGACUCACUGAAUGACUGUCUCUCUAGCUUCUGUCUGAAUAAAUGACUGACUGACCAACAGACUGCCUGACUUGAUGGCUGACUACGACUCAAUGAAUGGUCGACUGUCUGCCUGGCCAGGUAAUUUACGCACAGUCAA
Orbicella faveolata is the source of this 3071-nucleotide messenger RNA. RefSeq lists its product as uncharacterized. Lineage: Eukaryota; Metazoa; Cnidaria; Anthozoa; Scleractinia; Merulinidae. Gene Ontology annotation, biological process: regulation of intracellular pH. Gene Ontology annotation, cellular component: vacuole; membrane. The record is from RefSeq and is a predicted model, not a curated record.